Sinocyclocheilus grahami is the source of this 777-nucleotide messenger RNA. Its product is annotated as gastrula zinc finger protein XlCGF7.1-like. Gene Ontology annotation, molecular function: DNA-binding transcription factor activity, RNA polymerase II-specific; RNA polymerase II cis-regulatory region sequence-specific DNA binding. The record is from RefSeq and is a predicted model, not a curated record. The transcript is spliced from 2 exons. Gene Ontology annotation, biological process: regulation of transcription by RNA polymerase II. Bases 1 to 651 code for a protein of 216 amino acids. Lineage: Eukaryota; Metazoa; Chordata; Actinopteri; Cypriniformes; Cyprinidae.
AUGGGAAGAGACCUGAUGACACUGAAAGAGGAGAGUCAAGAACUCAUUGAAGAAGUUAACUUUCAUUCUGAAAAUACACAAAAAAGAGCUCAAAAGACAGCAAAUAGAAGUUAUUUCACCUGCCAACAGUGUGGAAAGAGUUUUACUGAAAAAUCAAACCUUAAUGUUCACAUGAGAACUCACACUGGAGAGAAACCUUACACAUGCUCUCGGUGUGGGAAAAGUUUUGCAUAUAAACAACAUCUCGAUGACCACAUGAGGAUUCACACUGGAGAGAAGCCUUACACCUGCCAACAAUGUGGAAAGAGUUUUACUCAAAAAGGACACCUUAGAGACCACAUGAGAACUCACACUGGAGAGAAACCUUUCACCUGCAAACUGUGUGGAAAGAACUUCAUUCGAAAAUCAAACCUUAACAAGCACAUGAGAAUUCACAGUGGAGAGAAACCUUACACUUGCUCUCAAUGUGGAAAAAGUUUUACAUUUAAACAACACCUCGAUGACCACACGAGAAUUCACUCUGGAGAAAAGCCUUACACCUGCCAACAGUGUGGAAAGAGCUUCACUCAAAAAGGAAAUCUUAGGAAACACAUGAAGAUUCACACUGAAGAGAAGCCAUUUACAUCUGAUGGACAUAAAGUAGCUCUUUAACGUGUACUAUCACAACAGUGUGCUUAUUGUUCAGUGUGUCGUGUGAUUAACUGCUAAAUUCAAAUAUGCUUUCGUGCUUUGGCUGGUGCUGAGCCAGAGAUGGACGAGUUUAGUGCUUGUCAUAUC